Molecule: messenger RNA, 372 nt
Organism: Diabrotica balteata
Lineage: Eukaryota; Metazoa; Arthropoda; Insecta; Coleoptera; Chrysomelidae
Source: the annotation of a GenBank genome assembly
AUGGGACGAUUAGGUCUAAAUACAAACAAGUUCGGUGGCAUACCUCCUCAUUUAGUUUUACCAAUGCUACUAAUGAAACAAAAUAUGAAAAAUUCAAUGUUGAGCAUAACGAGAGUGAAAUCGGAAAGUCCAGAUGAGCCUAAAGUUUUUUGUCCCUCUUGCGGAAGAGGGUACAAAUUGAAAAGUUCCUUACGCAACCACAUGAAGUGGGAAUGUGGCAAAGAACCGCAGUUCAAGUGUCCUUAUUGCACCUACAAAGCGAAACAGAAGAUGCACAUUACAAGACAUAUCGAGAGAAUGCAUAAAGUUAUUGAUUACUCGGCUGUUAAGAAAGAACCUGCUGAUACUGUUAAUUCCAAUGCAGCGAACUAG